This is a messenger RNA of Trifolium pratense (red clover), 1536 nucleotides long. RefSeq lists its product as uncharacterized. Gene Ontology annotation, cellular component: membrane. The transcript is spliced from 8 exons. The record is from RefSeq and is a predicted model, not a curated record. NCBI's taxonomy places the organism in Eukaryota, Viridiplantae, Streptophyta, Magnoliopsida, Fabales, Fabaceae. The coding region runs from base 118 to 1311 and encodes 397 amino acids.
GUUUUCACAGGAAUAUAUGGAUAUGCAAUUGGAGUGCUCUGGCUUCUGUGUGGAGUUCUUUUUGUAACAAUCACUUUUUGUUGCCAAAGUAAUGAAAGAAGAAGACAAUGCAAUAAUAUGUUUCCUUGUAAUUUCAAGGGCUGUGAUGUUUGGCCAAAUCCUUUUGCUAUAAUGCUCAUGCUAUUAGCUAUGGCUUCAAGUGGGUUAGUUCUUGUAAGCAGUGAAAAAUUCAAUUACCAAGCAAGAACUUCAGUUAAUAUUAUAAUCAAGACAGCAAAUGAAGCAUCAGAAAUCAUACACAAUGCAACAGGAGCAUUAAAAGAAAUUCAUAAAGACUUGGUGGAAUCCAAUAUUGGACUUCAAGUUUCUGGAAAUUUAUACUCAACAGCUGAUAAAUUUGAUUCUACGGCCGAUAAUCUCGUAAACAAAGCUACAAAAGAUAGGCAAAUCAUCAACAAUGCUUUCAAACUAGUGAUUGUAUUAACCAUUGUGACCAUAAGCUUUAACUUGAUUUUGCUAACAACUUUAUCAGUUUUUGGAGUACUAAAGUUAUGGAGGGUACUUUACUUGCUUGUGUUAAUGUGCUGGUUGAUUAUAGUGAUAUGCUGGCUACUAUUUGGAGUAUAUUUGUUUUUAAACAAUUUUUCUAAUGAUGUUUGUACAUCUCUAUUCAACUUUGAAGAAAAUCCUUAUAGUAGCAGCCCCCUAAGUUACAUCCUCCCAUGUAAACAAUUGCUCUCAGCAAAACCAGUCCUAUCAAAAAUUGGUGGUGGGAUCUACAACCUAUUCAAUGAGGUGAACAAAAACAUAAAAAAUCUAACAAUGAUUCCAAAUCUUGUUUAUAUAUGCAAUCCUUUCACAGCACCACCUGAAUAUUUAUACCAGCAAGAGAAUUGUCCACCUCAUACUGUUCAAAUAGGAGAUAUCCCAAAGGUAUUAAAGCCUUAUACUUGUUUCGACGAGGAUGAAGAAAAAUGUAGCUAUCAAGAGUUCAUACCAUCAAGUGAUUAUCAGAUAAUCGAGUCAUACGCGCGUUCAAUUCAGAAUCUAUUAAAUGUGUAUCCUUGUAUGGAAGAAUUGAUAGGAUGUGAGUUGGUAAAAGAUGCAUUGGCUCAAGUUGUUUUCAAACACUGUAAGCCUUUGAAGAAAUUUGCUAAGAUGACAUGGUUAGGAAUGUUGUUUGUUGCAAUGUUCAUGAUGUUUUUGCUUGUGUUAUGGAUCACAAUAAAGGCUCAUUAUGAUGAUAAACACAGUAAUGAUAAUGCUUCAGAUAGUUCAUUACAACCACAUGCUGUAACAGAAAAUGCAUAGCUAAGAUAUUGUAAAAAUCAUUUAAUUUCAUUCAUUUAUAUAUAGUACAUUUGGAAGGUAAGCACUUUCCAAACCAUCUUGUAUAGGAAUGAGGUGCAGAUUUUGUACAUACAUAUAUUGAUAUUUUUAGAAAGGCUAGACUAGGGGGUGUAGAAUUCAAAAUAUCAUAUGUACAAUUUACAAAAAUAAUUUAACAAUGAUAUCAGAUCAUGAUGAAAAUUUAAA